This is a messenger RNA of Orbicella faveolata, 3968 nucleotides long. Its product is annotated as PHD finger protein 10-like. The record is from RefSeq and is a predicted model, not a curated record. Lineage: Eukaryota; Metazoa; Cnidaria; Anthozoa; Scleractinia; Merulinidae. Gene Ontology annotation, cellular component: npBAF complex.
AGUAUCGUAGCACAGCAAAUGUAAUUUAACUUGUAUUUGUGAAUAUUUUUCAAUCACAAAGUGUAAACAAACGAGCGGUUAGCAUGAGUGAAUCAAUUACCGCAAAGUACCUAGACCGCUGAAAGCAGAGAAAUCUCAAAAGUUCUUCCGACUUUUUUAUCGUCGUGGAGUCGGUGGUGGUUGCCAAAAAAAAUUUUAAAUCGAUCAAAUACAGGUCUGAGUUACACUCCACUACAUAUUUGUCCAAAACACACUUUGAAAAAAAGGAAAAAAAAACUCAUACUGUGCUCACAAAGUUAGUCUCAAGACGAGAAAAAUAUUGGUGUACAAUUUUAGUGACUUGUAUGUAUGGAUGUCGCGUUCUGCGAUCUGCAGUAGAAGAAACCUGUCUAAAAAUCUGGUUGGAAGCAUACAGUCUUGAUCAAAUUUUCUAGAUUCAAAAUUAUUAUUAUUCUUAUUAUUCUUCUUCUUCUUCUUAUUAUUAUUAUUAUUUUUAUUUUUUUUUCCCAGCAUUUUAUUAUUAUCACAACAUUACUUACAUCACUUUCACUGCAAAGCGCAAGGUUAAAAAAAUUACAUUACAAGAAGUAAGAUUACAACUAACACUUAAUACACAAUAUAUCCAGUCUUGCUUUGAGGCUUACCAUAUAUUAAAUUAUUACCAUUUACAGUAAGGAGAGGAGAGGCUUCCAUAGUGACAGAAAUUUUGCCUUUUGGCCUUUAGAAUAGAACAAAGCUUGGGGGUUUAAAUUCGAUUUUUUGUAGGAAGAUGUGUCUCUUGCCAUGAGGGAUAUAAUAAUUAAAGAUAGGCAUUUUAGGAAAGAUAGAUAUAUUCAAAAUUAUACAUGUACUUUGUCUAUCAAAACCAUCCAUAAUCUUUCAUAAUCCUGUCACUUGUUGUCAUUUAAGAAAUAGAAAACAUGUACAGUGUUUUUAUCGAGUUAUAGAAACAUGAAUGGAAGUUUGGGAGAACAAGAAAUGCUGUGGGAACACAAGUGGCAGAGAAAGACAGCAGUAUCAAAGGAACCAAAAGCCUCCACAGAAAAUGAAACACAAGAGGAACAGCAAAAGGAGAAUUUAACAAAUGAUCAAAAUACAUGUAAUGCCAAACUCACGAGUGAAACAGUGGACAAACAAGCUCCCCAGCCCUCUACCCCAGAAACUGGUCCAGAGUCCUUUUCAGCUGAGAGAAUGCUUGAAUACCAAUGGCCCCCUGACCGGACGGGAGAGUUUUAUGCACUCCGACAUCAAGUUUGUCAGUUCUUAGAAAUUGAAAGUCUUGAAGAGAAAUAUCCAGAUCUGGAGAAGCAUAUUGUAGCAGAAGAUGAGAAACUAUAUGUCAAAGAAAAAGGAGUUAUCACUGAUGAAAUUCAAGAAUUAGUGGCAUACAAGACAGAGGAUAUCUGUCAACUUAUGAUCGAUGACUUUCCAAAAAAAUAUCAGGAGUACAUUAGAGUGGCUCAUAUCAGAGAACGUCAAAGGCUCAUUCGUAAAGCAGAAGAAGAGAAGAAAGCACUGGAGACGAGGAAAGUGGCAAACUACAUUAAGCGAGCCAUCAAAGAUGCAGCUGAGUUUAAUGCACAACUGGCCCAGCAGAGAAGAGAAGAGAGGUGUUCAUACUUUGAUAUGCAGACACAAAUAAUUCAUGUCCCAUCCAAUAAGACGACAAGAUUACCAAAGCAAUGCACCAAACCAAGUCUAUAUCCUGUUUCUCUUCUACCAGGACAAUUCCAGGAAUACUUCAAAAGGUACAGCCCAGAAGAACUGAACAACUUUCCACUGGGCACUGUGAUGGAAAUGCCAAAACCACCACUGCCUCCUGCCCCAUAUGUACCCCCAGAACAAGAAGAAUCUGAGGAAUCUGAUGACAUAUCUCUGCCAGAGUCAACAGAAGACGAGGUGAGUGGAAGCAGCUCAGAGGAAGAACCUGAAGAACCUCCAGCAAAGAAAACUCCUGGAAAAUAUAAACCACCAAAACGCCCUGAUGCUGUUUGUGGUAUAUGCUUGAAAGGCCCUGAUACAAACAAGAAAGGAUUGCAGGAGGAUCUUAUACACUGCUCACAAUGCGAAAACAGUGGUCACCCAUCAUGUCUGGACAUGAACACCCAGCUGGUUGCUGUGAUCCAAACUUAUCCCUGGCAGUGCAUGGAGUGCAAGACUUGCAUCAUCUGUAGAGAUCCAUUUGAUGAGGAUAAGAUGUUAUUUUGUGACGAGUGUGAUCGUGGAUACCACAGUUUCUGUGUAGGAUUAAAGCAAAUACCUGUAGGUCGCUGGACCUGUGACAUGUGUGGUAUGUGCGCCUCGUGCUUAAGAAGAUCGCCAGGUGAAGGAAACACUUCCAGAUGGAAACACGAGUACACCAAACCGCGUGACGGAUCCGAGGUGCAGUUUUUACAAACCCUGUGCACUGCGUGUUCAAGGUUAUUCAGAGCUGGGAAUUUCUGCCCAGUUUGUUUAAAAGUCUACCGAAACGACGAAUCUGACUUGCCUAUGGUGUGCUGUGACAUGUGUGAUCGCUGGGUCCACACAGAUUGUGAUGGCAUCGACGAGAAAGCCUAUGCACAACUGGCCAGGACUAAGAGCAAGUACAGCUGUGUGCUGUGCCGCGGAGAGAAACAGGAGAGAAUGGAUUCCUUUCACAGAAAGAACAGAAACAAGACCACCUAAAAUUACACAUCACUAUUUAUUACUUGGUGUAUCUAACUUUUAUCGGUAUUCUCUUGUUAAUAGUCUCAUAAAUAAUCUUGUGCUCGCUUUGGUAAAGUUCAAAGCCUGCUACCGUACUCGUGUCACUUGGUUUUAGCCCGCUCAUUUAGAGAAGUAUUCCGUUACUGUUUUCAUCGCGGUCGUUGAUGCUCACUUCAGGUGAAACGCGCGCAAAACCGUCCAAACGUGCCUCUUUUACAAAUUGGGGCAAAUUUCGCAAACGUGCUGGAGCACCAUCGUAAUUCAGCCGAGCUGGUAAAUUCGGUGUUGAGAAAUCUCGAAACGAACACGGCCAAAAUGAUCAUGAAAGAACCAUGCCCAGAAUUUAAAGAUAGAACUAACCAUUUUUCAUUCCAGAUUAGAUGGUACACUAUUCAAAUAUUGCAAUACUGUGUACUCGGACAGCUUGUAUAUGUUAAUUCCAGAAUUGGUCAAUAUCUAAUAGUUCAAGAGCACAACAUUCGACUGAAGAGCGUCAUGUGCCAUUUGUAGGCAGUCACUGUGGGAUCCGAUAAGAAAACAUCGUGUUGCUGGAUCUGGUAACCUUUUUGCGCUUCUUGCGGCUUCCGGCUCCUGCGGCGUAAUUUUCAACUUCUUGCGUUUCGACAGCUCUUGCGGGUAAACCUCAAAACACGUCAGUUUCACUUUUUUGCUGGCUUGCGUCUUUUUGCGACCAAAGAAGUUCUUGCGCCACUUAUUGCGCGUGCAUUGUGGGCCUUUUCUGAGAAAAAGGACAGACCUUUGUUGCGUUCCUAUUUAGAUGGGUCUCUUCUCGAACAAGGAGAACAGCGGAAUACUUUUGAUGGUUGUCUAGGCACAAGAAAAGAGGGCAAUUGUUGUAGUCUUGAUCAGAUGGACGUCUGGUCAGAAACGCGUACAUUAUGGCUUAUAGUUGAGUCUAAUCUGAGAUGGGUCUCUGCUUAUGACCGAGAAGUACGAGUCUGCCUAGACACAAUAAAAGGGGCCUUAUAUUGUAGUCUAAAUUAGAUGGGUGUCUACUCUGGGAGACAUGAAAUAUAGCGUAUACUGCAGUCUCACCUAGAUGGGUUUCUACUCGUACAAACGAAGUGACGGGAAAAAAAUCAUUUUAUUUUAAACCAGAUGGUUGUCCGCUCCGAGGGACAAUGAAAUAAGGCUUAUUUGGUUGGCUGUCUAACUUGGGUAAAGGGCCUAUUUUGCGGUUUUAAUUAGAUGGGAGUAUCCAAACACAGAGAAAAAAGUAGGGCCUGCGAUACACCGCAGAUUCCUGACAAAAAAAAAAA